Messenger RNA from Amphiprion ocellaris (clown anemonefish), 6686 nucleotides. RefSeq names its product sorting nexin 33 (gene snx33). The transcript is spliced from 2 exons. Gene Ontology annotation, cellular component: plasma membrane; cytoplasmic vesicle. Gene Ontology annotation, biological process: plasma membrane tubulation; endocytosis; protein transport. NCBI's taxonomy places the organism in Eukaryota, Metazoa, Chordata, Actinopteri, Pomacentridae. Gene Ontology annotation, molecular function: protein binding; phosphatidylinositol binding. Bases 878 to 2560 code for a protein of 560 amino acids. The record is from RefSeq and is a predicted model, not a curated record.
AUGAAAAAAAAGGCGAACUUGCCUUCAAUUGUCCGAGCCUCACGUCAUGGAAAGAGUUACUUUGUUGCAGCGCGCACAGGAAUAAACUCCAGGAGCCAACAGAGACCGCGGAGCGUGUUGAUACCCGGAGCUCAGGAUUGUUUUGGUUGUUUGUUCUGCUGUUUGUGAAACGAGAAGGAUCGACCGAAGAUGCGCAGGAACCUGUUUACAAGGAAAACGCAGCAAGUUUCAGUCUGAGGGAAUGCGGUGCAGGCUCAAAAUGCACAGGGAUACCAUUACUCAUCUCUCUGUUUUUCUUCUCGCCGGACCACUUUGUCUUGGGAAUAGUUUCAUCACGGAUCAUUUUUAGGCUCCGUAAUGAGAAGCAAGUGUUCAGUAAGUGGAAGACGCGAGGUUUCAGUCCAGUUUCAAAGGAUUACAACUGCCGUCGGUGCUUUUGGAGGAGAUCUUUGGUGAAAAGAGUUUUUGGUUUUGAACCUGUUGUGUUUGUGAUGCGAAAUGAGGUAGAGAGUCCUCCUGCUAUGAGGGAUUUCUCUUUUCAUAGAGCUUUUAUAGCCUGAAGUUACUGCUAGACCUGAAGUAGAACACAAUAAUAGAUCAGCAGCCUCAAUGGGCUGAGAACAGACAUUUUCUUUGCGGAUAGAAGUCAUUGUUUUAUGUAACUGUAAGAGUCAGAUCAUUUAGUUUACACAGGUCGUCCUGUGCUGCUGCACACCUGAUCCAACAGCUGCCAUGUCAUUUGAGAUGAGUUUAAAUAUUACAGUGAGCUAGUGUCAAAUGUUUCCAAUACAGCAUGCACCGAGACAGUAGCAUCAGUUUAAUCUAGGCACUAUGUGCAUGUAGAGUUUUCUGCUUUAGGACCCACUGGAGUAUCAAGAUGUCAGUGAAAGCCAAAGCCAUCUACACUUUUCUAAGUGAAAACAAAGAGGAGAUCAGCAUCCAGGAGAACGAGGUUCUGGUGAUCUUUGAUGAGAACUCAGUGGAUGGCUGGUUCCAGGGAGAGAACAGUCGAGGGGAGAGGGGUCUCUUCCCUGCAUCUUAUGUGGAAAUUAUCCGCACUCGCUCAAACUCUAACGUGACCGAUUGCUCCAUCAGCCCGGCAGGCUCUUUAGGAAACGACUCCUCCUACUUCCCGUCCACCCCAAACACUCCUCUUCAUUUGCAGCCGAGUUACUAUGACGAUGAUGACGAUGACUGGGAUGACUGGGAUGACAGAUCCACAGUGGUGGAUGAUUCUGAUCAUGCUAGGAGUCCCGGAGCCAAUGGACAUGCCAAUCAGAGCCCGCUGUCCAACAACCCCAAUGUGCACUAUCGGGCUAAGCCUCCAUCUGGACAGGACAGCAUUUCCAGCUCCAGGAAGGGCAGCAUGGUGGGCAGGAACUUGAACCGAUUUUCCAGCUUUGUCCGCUCAGGGGUGGAGGCGUUUGUGCUCGGUGACGUCCCCAUGAUGGCAAAGAUAGCUGAGUCGUACACCAUUGAGAUGGGUCCCCAGGGGCCCUGGUGGAAGGACAACCCACAGCCGUUCUCCUGCUCCAUUGAAGACCCCACCAAACAGACAAAGUUCAAGGGCAUCAAGACCUACAUUUCAUACCGGGUCACGCCGAGCCACACGGGGCGUCCCGUAUACAGACGCUACAAACACUUUGACUGGCUGUACAACCGUUUACUGCACAAGUUCACUGUGAUCUCUGUUCCCCACCUGCCUGAGAAGCAGGCCACGGGGCGCUUUGAGGAAGACUUCAUCGAGAAGCGCAAGAGGCGACUGAUACUGUGGAUGAACCACAUGACCAGUCACCCAGUCCUCUCCCAGUACGAAGGCUUUGAGCACUUUCUGAUGUGUGCUGACGACAAGCAGUGGAAACUGGGCAAGAGACGGGCAGAGAAGGACGAGAUGGUGGGCGCACAUUUCAUGCUGACACUCCAAAUCCCCAACGAGCACCAGGACCUUCAGGAUGUCGAGGAGCGGGUCGACAACUUCAAGGCCUUUGCGAAGAAAAUGGACGACAGCGUGAUGCAGCUGACACACGUUGCCUCGGAGCUGGUGCGUAAACACCUGGGUGGAUUCAGGAAGGAGUUCCAGCGGCUGGGAAACGCCUUCCAGUCCAUCAGCCAGGCUUUCAUGCUGGACCCUCCCCAUAGGUCAGACACCCUCAACAACGCCAUCUCCCAUACAGGCCGCACCUAUGAGAACAUUGGAGAGAUGUUUGCAGACCAACCUAAGUAUGACCUCUUCCAUAUGCUGGAUAAGUUGUCGCUCUACCAAGGCCUGCUCGCCAACUUCCCCGACAUCAUUCAUCUACAGAAAGGCGCCUUUGCCAAGGUGAAGGAGAGCCAGCGGAUGAGUGAUGAAGGGAAGAUGGACCAGGACGAGGCCGACGGCAUUAGGAAACGCUGCCGGACUGUGGGGUUCGCCCUCCAAGCAGAAAUGAGCCACUUCCAUCAGCGGCGGGAGGUGGACUUCAAAGACAUGAUGCAGGCCUACCUCAGGGAGCAGAUAGCCUUUUACCAGCGUGUUGUCCAGCAACUGGAGCGCACCCUGCGCAUGUACGACUGUAUGUAAAGACACCAAACUGCUUUCUGGGUCAAGAUGCCAAAAAAAAAAAAAAAAAAAACCACAGAGAAGAAGAAAUGGAAUAUUCAAGUCUUGAUUCUUUCAUCAAGGCGCUUUGUUCAGUUUGAAAGACUUUAGACGAAUUAAGUGGUAGUUACUGGAAAGACGUUUAAAGCCAGUCAGUCUUUCACUUUGAUAGAUUCAAAGUCUGUUUUCUUGUUUUCUUUCUUUUUUUUAAGAACCUACUGUAUCUUUUAUUUCUAAAAUACACAUCACAUCAGCAAUGUCACAGCAUAUUGUUUGUUUUACAUAAUUUAAGGUGUUUGUAACUUUAAAGUAAGAUUAUAGGUUUCAAAUUCAUAGUGGAUCUAUAGUUGAUGGUUCUAUAGUGUAACAUAUUAAGCCAUGAAACGGGUUCUGUUUUGAAAAUGUCCCCUUCUCUCCAACAUCAUGCACUUUGGCUUCUCCAGGAAUCGAUUCCAGUUACACCCAAGUUCCUCGAGAACAACACAUAUUCUGGUUUAUUUAACAACCUGUAAUAAACAUUCCAGGUGUUUUUCAGUCUUUUAGGCUUUUAUUAUAGUCAGUUCAUUUCCUAAUCAGACCAUUCUGGCCAAACAGGUGCACUGUACACUAAAGUGGGAUUGUACCAUCGUCUUGUCGAGUGCUCAUCUAACUCAGGUGUUCACUUCUUUGAACUUCAUGUUAGUUGUUACAAGUCACAAAUGCCUGUCUUAACUUUGCACCACAUCAAAGUCUUACAAAUGAUGUGUACUUCAGUUUAUUGAGUUCAUUUUCUUACUUAAAAAAAAAAAUGCAGUACGUGCCUUUAAGGCACUGCAGCAUUCUGAUGGAAUAGUUUUAAGUGGACCAUUUGUCUGUAGCGUGGCUUGUGUUUUUAUAAGGUGAAUUGUUGGAAUGAGCUGACUUGAGACAAGUUUGCACACAUUUUUAUAUACUAUUUGGUCAUAGUCAGUGGGAGUGUUUAUGUUGUGUGGGUGAACGAGUGUAAUGAGUCAAGCGCUGUGCAGAUCAAUUUCCUUUUCCGUGGUGGAAAAACACAAACGUGUCUUUAUAUGUAGCAGCAGGUUUGUCUUUAUGUUUUACGUGAAAAAUGUUCAGAGAGUUGAAGCAGAUCAUGUAGUUGUGAGACAGAACAUUAACCUUAAUCAUGUAGAUGACACAAGACCAAAUUCUUCCUUCUGUAUUACCCCACUUUGUGUCUAAUGUAUUCUGGAUCAAGCAUUUUGAAACAUCUAAAGCACAAAAAUACACAGAAUUCAGAUUGUCCCGAUACUACAGCCACAACAGCAUAAGACACAUUUGCUUUCUUGCCAUGAGUUUGUUGAGCAGCAUGCUCAUGUCUGACUAUGUGUGCAUAUGAAGGUACAGCUAACAGAUUAUUUGCUUAGUUUAGCUUAGCUAAGUGGAAACACGGUAGAACUUACCUGGCUGGCUACUGCUGACAAAUUUCAACUAUCUGCUUAUGAAAUACUUAUCAGUUUAAAAUGUAAUUUUCUUAAAUCUGCAAAAAAAACAGUGUAUCAACUAGUAUGAGGUGUUUUGUCUCUGCAUCUGGUCAAGAAAUAGUCCAACGCUUUACUCAUUGUAAAUCUAUAAAACUUCACAAUUCACUUUCACACUUUUUACAACUUUGUCUUAAAACAUAUUUCAGAGAUCUCAAUCGAUAAAGCGGCCUAAGAAAGGCACCAUGCUAAGGGAUGAGGCAGCUGCUAGCAACGUUAGCAUGACUGCGUAAUCCAUCCUGCUAGAGGACUACAAAGUGGCUCUUUCAGCAGAAUUCAAGAUGGCCACCUCCGCCGUCGAAUCUGAAAUUAACCUGGAGCAAGUGACACUAUUCAACCGUGUGCACUGUAUCAUUUGGAGUGAAGUCUAAAACCUUGAUAUGCUCCAUUGCGGAUGCUCACACAGACAGCUGUAGACACCUGUGGACGCAGACUUCUUGUUAUUAUGAUUCCUAGUUGUUGCUAUUAUACUACUUUCCUUGUCCAUGGUAGUCCACUAGGAGGACGUCAUUCCAUACAUGAACAGUGGAUCAUGUGUAGAUAUUCACUGCAUGUACGCUACUGCUGAACUUCCAACUACUGGCCUUGUAGCAUAGUCACUGUACAGACUGUGUGAAAGACAAUAUUAGAAGGGGUUUGCAUGGAAAUAAUUUACGUCACUUGACCCAUAGUGGACAGUCACGCACUUGCUUCCCCAAGAUAGAGUCGGUCAGAGAAUGCCUACAACAAGAACUUAAAACCUUAAGGCCUGAAACUGCUGUAACAACAUCUGCAUCCUCGUAUUUUGCUUUCUUUAGACAGAGCCAGGCUAGCUGUUUCCCUGUGUUUCCAGUUUUUAUGCUAAGCUAAACCAAAGUCCUUCUAGAGUGAGUCUCUCCACCUGGCAGACAUCUUGGUUCCACCUCUGGGCUGUUAUUUUGGGCUAACAAGACCAGGUCCCUGUCUAAAUGAAUGCAGAGAGAGGUCACUGCGACAUAAAAACUGCAUGUAUAGUGUCACCAGUCAUAUUUGAUUUUUAAAAGUUUUGUGACCUUACACCACAAUAAGGUUUAAACAGUGUUUUCCCCCCCUUCAGCUUUACUUCUACUAAGCAGGUGUCAGUGUAACAACAUGAUUAGCUGCAUGGAUCAGCUGUUGUACAGGAGAUGAUUGGCUGUUUUAGGGUCAGGGUGAGGCAUGUGUCACAGAACUGCCAUAUCUGGCUUUAUGGAAUUCUGUCAUAGAUUUCUAUUCAGGAUUCUUGAUGUGUUGAGGUUCUUCUAGUUUAUAACAUACCUGACUAAAUUAACCAGCUGGCUAUACCCGACUGGUUUUCAUCGAACAUUCUCAAAAUAUAAAGCUAUUCCUUUAAAAUAUUCCAUGUACCGUAUAGUUUUUCCAGCUGCGACUACAAAGUGCCACUUUAUGCCCGCUGUUUAGAAAUUUCCACAUUCAGAGUGCAAAAUUUUCCACACUUAAUAGGAUUUGAGUGACUAUGAGAAUUCAGGUUCCACUUCUCUCCGCCUGAGCGAGAGGAGCCGCUCAAGUAACAUUACUCAUCCUGUUUAACAAGAGAAAAAUUUCAUGGCAACUUGCGGUUUAGACGAGACUAUCUUUAGCGUUGUGUCGCCCGUAGACGUUUAUGUGGAGCCUUCACUGCAGUUACAAGCAUCACCUCAACAAGUGUAGGGAAUGUUUUUGUAAGCUUCUCCUCAAACAAUUCCCACCGUCAGUUGUGAUACACAGAUUCUUCAUUGGGAUGGUGGAGGGUUUGAUCUCUCGGCGGUGUGUUUGGGUGAAAAGUGUAGUAAUAAUUUUUCAUGAAAUGUACGUGGUGAUCUUUGGUCUGUUAACUUUAUUAUGAGUCUCCCGUAACAACGACAACAAAAAAUGCUGACUCAGCGUGCAGGUUUCUCGGUAAACAAAUGGUCUGUGUGUGUGUUUGUGUGACUCAGAUCUGAGUGGCGUCUCAUUUACUGGUACUGUUUCAGUCCACAUCUGCAGCCUUUAACUCUUUGCUGUCUAAAUGCAAUGCUGUUUUUUGUUUUUUUUUUCAAUUUUGAACCAACCUUUGCUUUUCAUGCCUACAUUUUUUUUCUGUCGGCACCUGCACUCAUUUGCUUUUUUUUUUUCUUAAGACCAAAGACAUCUGCGAUUUUCUGCUGCUCUACUUGAUUUGGUUGUGAAAAUAAAUGUGCUCUCUGGUUCUGUAAUUGAAUCUCUUCUGCUCUGAGGGAAAUAUGAAGAGAGCAUUUGGGGGGAAAAACUACAAAAAGAGAAAAAAAAACAUUCCACAAAGAAACUAUCAUGGACACCAAAGGCUAAGACAGAUUUUUGGCUAAAGAAAGACAUGCAAGGUGCAAAAGGAAGAGAGAAAAACCAUUAGCAGAUUGGAUUGAUUUUGUUAUGACACUUUCCUCUCAUGUUCCAAAGCUGCAUGACAAGUUAAAUGCCAGGCAUUUCACACAGGUGACUGUUUCUUAACAUGGAUGUGUGGCUUAGUGAGUUGCAGGAGCUCUGUGCUUAAGCUUCUGUCUCUGAAAUAACAGAUGGUGAUUUUCAGUAAGUGAUUUGUCACUUGAUUUAAGGGAAGGGGACGCAUAAAUCUUAAUAAAAAGUACCGAUAGUGA